Messenger RNA from Physella acuta, 2654 nucleotides. Its product is annotated as telomere repeats-binding bouquet formation protein 1-like. Gene Ontology annotation, biological process: homologous chromosome pairing at meiosis; meiotic attachment of telomere to nuclear envelope. The record is from RefSeq and is a predicted model, not a curated record. NCBI's taxonomy places the organism in Eukaryota, Metazoa, Mollusca, Gastropoda, Physidae.
UUGACAUGGAAGAUGACCCGCAAUUUUGUGAAACACUUGAAUUUGAGACACAAACUGAUAUACUUACUCUACUUGAGAAUGUUAAAUGUCAAGGUUGUAAUCCAUCUAUUCUUCAUCAGGCAUUAAAUGCACUUGCCACAAUUUUCUGCACUAUUACUGAUUCACAGGAUUACUUCCGUCUUGUGGGUGGUUUAGAUGUACUCACCGACUUGCUUGUGCAAGGCCAUUGUCCACUUAUAGCUGUUCCAGGUGUACUCUACUGCUUAGCUUGUGCAGUGAAACAAAAUGUGACCUCACAGAACAUUCUUUUGAGUAAUCCUGUGCUUAAAGUUCUACACUGCCUGUUGUCAGAGAGUGAAAGUGAUAGUAAAAUCCUGCAGUCAGCUUCUUUUUUAUUGGCGUGUGUAGUUAGUGGAAGUGGAAAAGGUCAGAGUUUAGCAUAUGAGACCCAAUGCCUGCAAGACUUGCUAAAUUUAUUAAGAAACUGUGUUGAGGAGAGAUGCAAUGAUGACAACAAGUGGUCAGUUUUUACAAAAGCUAUUGGUGUGUGUGUCAACAACCCCCAAAAUGACAAAUAUCAGCAAGUUUGCUGCAGUGUGUUGCCACAUGUGCUUAAGUUUCUUUGUGAUGAUCCAGAACAUGAAUCUGUUCGCCACAUACUUUUCCUUUUAGGCUUAGUGGUAGCCAACAAUGCUUCUAACCAAGAAAGGAUAAGGAAAUGUGGUGGUGUUGAGAUUCUAAUAACUUUCAUAAAAAAGCAGCUGUAUAGUAGCUUAGCCAUCCCUGAUCAUAAGCUUUUGGCUUCUGGAGUUGCUGCCCUUGAUGCAUGUCUUGCUGAAAAUGAGAAAGCCUGCAAGCAGGCUGAGAAGUUGGGAAUCAUCCCAGUUAUACUUGACGUCCUUGAUAAAAGAGACUUGGACCAAAAUGAUACUCAAGUUGUUGUCUUAACAUUAGCUCAUAUUUUGGAGUCAACAAAAGAGUCUUGUUCACUUGUCAGUGAAGGUCGUGGUUACAGCUUGCUGGUCAACAUUUUGACUGAGACCCAAGAUGAAGAACUCUUUAAAACAAUAAAGUAUAUUCUAACCAUCAGCAAAACAACAGAUUCCUCUCAUGAGAAAAACUAUGAAAAACCAGGUUUAGAAUCAAGACAGGAAUCAAAACAUGACAACUCAAAUGAACCAAGCAAUCAGCUUUCAUCACUAGCCACCAAAAAAUGUAAUGCACUACUAGACCAACUGGACUCACUGGGAAACUUGACCAACCUUCUCAGCUUUCUGGGACAGGGUGAAAGAACAGAUGAGCAUUCCAACAUGGAUAGACUACCAACAAAUCAUAGAGAUGUUAGUAAGCUUUACCCAGGGAAACCAUUCAGGCAGGAAGACUUUAACUCUGACAGAGCUUUAAAACAUCAGAGCACAUCAUCAAAACACAGUACUGGUGGUGAAGCACAAAGAGUUUAUCAUAAGUCCCAUGCACUGGGUUCCAAAUUCUCACCUUCUAAUUCAGAAGUUUCUUUGCCUCAAAAUCACUUUAAAGCUACAAGCAGCAGAGAAGACUACCAGCAUCAACAUUAUUAUAAAAAGCCUAACUUAAGUCUACCGAAUUUCAUGGAACAGAAGACAGAAGAUGAUGAAAGUUUUCUUGGCUUUGACAGACCCAUCCACAACACCAGUGACAGUCUAAGACAUCUUGAGAGCUAUAAAAAGCAUUUAAUCUCCAGUGCACCAUCUUUUCAAAACACAGGCAAAAGAAAAGAAUCCCAUUGUUCCAGAGAAAUACCUGGGUUAAAUGACAGACACAGCACAUGUAGUAAGAAAGAAAAUUAUCAAUAUUUGAAUAUCAAUAAUAAACACAGCAACUUGAGUAUGCCACAAUCAGGUUAUGAAAGUAGAUCCAUACAUACUUUAAAUGAUGAUGUAGCUUCUAACAAGAAACAAUAUUUGGUAAAUGGUAAAAGAAAGGAUACUGAUUCAAACAAGUACUUCAAUUUAAGGAAUAAUUUUCCCAAUUCGAACACUUCCAUUUCACAUGAAAGCUUGCACUCACCAAGAUACAGAUACAAGGACACAGAUGUAGAGUCUUGUACUGGAAGAGGAAAUCAAUUGUCUGUUUCUCCAUCCAAUCAACCAUCUGAUGCUAACCCAGGUGCUGGUCAGUGUGGCUCCCCAGUACCAUCACAACAUCUACACCAGACUGAUGAUGCUAGUAAUGAGAGAACCGUGAACUCCAGUCUGCUGAAACCCACCACUGAAAUCAGUGCUGGUGAAUCCCAAACAAACAUUUCAGUGAAUCCACUAUACAUUGUGGGCCAGCUUCAUCAGACAUUAUCUAAUUUUCUAACAUCUUUGUCAUUAUUCACACCUAAACCUAAUAUGAACUCUAAUGAUAAAGCAGAAAGUUCUGCCAUAACAUUAGCUCAUAUAGAACCUGCAUAUGAUGAUAUAAGUGAAAAUAUCAAGUCAACAUCAAAUGCCUCUAUUAAUACAGGUCUUACAGCAGGGAACAAGGCAAGUCCAUCUGAUUUAAAUUUAGCUGGAAAGGAUUUAAAUGCUGUAGCAUUAAAUUUGUCUCAUUCUUUACAAGACAAACAUAAUGAAAUGUUGACCAGUAACAAAUUUGUAGAAGAAGAUGAUCUAAAGACUCACAGGAUAUAA